Molecule: messenger RNA, 10832 nt
Organism: Notothenia coriiceps (black rockcod)
Lineage: Eukaryota; Metazoa; Chordata; Actinopteri; Perciformes; Nototheniidae
Product: protocadherin Fat 4-like
Biological process (GO): neuron projection development; multicellular organism development; homophilic cell-cell adhesion
Cellular component (GO): catenin complex; plasma membrane
Molecular function (GO): calcium ion binding; beta-catenin binding; cadherin binding
Source: RefSeq, a predicted model, not a curated record
GGUCCCAAUGCUCUUGUGACGUACACCAUCAUCAGCGGGGCGGACGACAGCUUUCGGAUUGACCCUGAGUCCGGAGACCUGAUCGCCACAAAGAAGCUGGAUCGGGAACGCCGCUCUGAGUAUUCCCUUCUGGUUCGGGCUGACGAUGGGAAACAGUCGUCCGACAUGAGGCUGAACAUCACGGUGAAGGACCUCAACGACCACACGCCCAAGUUCUCCCGCGCAACGUAUUCUUUUGAUAUCCCAGAAGACAUGGCGUCAGGCUCCAUUGUGGCGGCUAUUCUGGCCAGCGACUCUGACUCAGGGGUGAACGGGGAGGUCACCUACUCGCUGGAAGAUGACGACGAAGACGAGACUUUCCGCCUGAACCCGGUGACCGGAGUCUUCAACGUGACGCGUCCGCUGGACUACGAGACCCAGCGGUUCUAUAUCCUGACGGCAAAGGCUCGGGACGGCGGGGGGCAGGCCAGCACGGUCAGGGUGUAUUUCAACAUCCUGGAUGUGAAUGACAACCCGCCCGUAUUCAACACGAGCUCUUACAGCUCGUCUGUCUCCGAGAGUCUGCCGCCCGGAUCCAGCAUCGUCACUGUGGGGGCCAGCGAUGAUGAUGAUGGCCCAAAUGCUCAGCUCCUGUACAGAAUAGCUUCUGGUGAUCCCCAGAGCCACUUUGUCAUCAGCAAGGAAGGAGUCCUCCAAAUCCAGAAGGCCUUGGACCGAGAAACCCAAUCCUUCUACAACCUGGUGGUCACAGUCAACGACCUGGCCCCUCCCCCAAUGACCCGCUUCACAAGCACCGCCCAGGUGUCCAUCAUCCUACUGGACAUCAACGACUGCCCGCCCACCUUCACCUCUCAGAGGAAGACUUACAUCCAGGAGAACACGCCGGUGGAUACGGUGGUGUUCACUGCCAAGGCCACGGACGCUGACAGUGGACCCAACAGCUACGUCGAGUACUCCAUGAAAGGACCUUUCGGGAACAAGUUCAGCAUCGGCACGAUCGACGGAGACGUCAGGUUGGUUGGGGAACUGGACCGCGAGGAGCUUUCUAACUACACCCUCACAGUUGUAGCUACAGAUAAAGGCGAACCUGCUCUGUCUUCAACAAUGGAUGUCACUAUGAUGGUUCUGGACGUCAACGACAACACGCCGAGCUUCUCGCAGAAUAUCUACGACAUCGAGAUUGAGGAGAACACCUUGACUGGGACUGAUGUCAUCCAGGUGUUCGCCAGCGACUCAGACGAGGGAACCAACGGGCAGAUCCGAUUUUCCAUCUCAGGAGGCAACACCAACUCUGACUUCAGGAUUGAUUCGGUUACAGGGGGGAUUUCUGUGGCCAAGCAGCUGGACCGCGAGGCGCGUUCAUCGUAUUCGCUGGUGGUCCAGGCCGCCGAUCGAGGCAGCAGCCCGAGGGUGGACCGAGCGACCGUCAACAUCGUUCUGUUGGACGUCAACGAUUGCUCCCCUGUGUUUGAGCUCUCUCCUUACACCGUCAAUGUUCUGGAGAACUCUGAGAACUUGCCCCAGAAAAUUCUGCAGGUUGUUGCCAGGGACGACGACCAAAGUGCCAAUGGCCAGCUAAGCUACAUGCUAAGUGGUGGGAAUGACGAGGGCGCGUUCAGUCUGUCGUCCAGCGGUCAGCUGAGACUCACCCAGACUCUGGACCGCGAGGCUCAGGGGAAAUACAUUCUGCUGAUUACAGCCACUGACUCAGGUAAUCCGUCUCUGAGCGGGACGGGGACGGUGACAGUUCUGGUGGACGACGUGAACGAUAACGUCCCUGUUUUCACCGCCUCCGCCUUCCACACCACCAUCAUGGAGAACGCUCCCACAGGGGCGGAUGUGCUAUUGGUCAACAGCUCCGAUGCAGAUGUGGGCGUCAACGGUGUUAUAAGCUACAGCCUGACCGGAGGACACGGCCAGUUCUCCAUCAACCCGGCUACAGGACAGAUUAUCACCAGCUCCCUGUUGGAUCGAGAGGACAGAGCCAAUUACCAGCUGCUGGUGGUGGCAACAGAUGGAGGGCAGCCUGAAGGCUUGUCCAGCUCUGCCACCGUGUCUGUGACGGUGUCAGACAUCAACGAUAACCCUCCUCGCUUCCACCACCACCCCUACGUCACCCACAUCCCCGCCUCCACCGCAGCAGGGUCUCUGGUCUUCGCUGUUACUGUCACUGACGAGGACUCUAGUUCCAACGCCCAGCUGCACUACUCCCUCAUUGGACGAAACUCUGAGAAGUUCAAGAUCGACCCCGUCCGAGGUGCCAUCACUGCCAUUGAAAAGCUAACUGGAAACACCGAAGUUACCCUCACAGUUCGAGUAAAAGACGGAGGAACUAACCCCAAAACGGACACGACCACCGUGACUGUCCGCUUUGUUACCGGAGGAAACUUCCCUGUCAUCAAACUGAAGGAGCAUGCCUUCACGUUCCCUGAGAGCCAGGCGACCAAUCACGUUGUUACAACAGUCACUGGGUCAUCUAUGAGGGGUGGUCCUUUGUCGUAUUACAUCUCAAGUGGAAACCUGGACAAUGCCUUCCAUAUUGAUCAGCAAUCAGGCGAGGUGUCCAUCAGACAUCCGCUAGAUUAUGAACACAUUCAGAAGUACGUUCUCUGGAUUGAAGCCAGAGAUCAAGGCUUCCCACCGUAUUCCACUUAUGAGAAAGUGGAAAUAACAGUGCUGGACGUGAAUGACAAUCACCCAGUGUUUGAUAAGGAUCCCUUCCAUGCUGAGAUACUGGAGAGCCUUUCACCUCAGAGGGUGUUAAUCGUCUCUGCCGUUGAUCUGGACAGCGGGCCUAAUGGACAGCUUGAAUACGCCAUUAUUGACGGCAACAAGGAGAACAGUUUCAACAUAAAUAGAGCAACUGGUGAAAUACGAUCCACGAGGCCUUUGGACCGGGAGAAAGUGGCUCAGUACGCUUUGAAAGUGAAAGCCACUGACCGGGGGUUGCCAUCCAAAAACUCAGCAGUCAAAGUGAUUAUUAACGUCCUGGAUGUAAAUGACAAUGCUCCACGGUUUUCCAAGAUUUUCAGUGCUACAGUGGCUGAAAAUGCCCCGGUGGGUUACACAGUCACCAGAGUCACCACCACAGAUGAGGACGCUGGCUCAAAUGCCAUUAGCAAAUAUUCAAUUACAGAUAGCAGUCUUCCAUUCAAUAUAAAUCCAAACACAGGAGACAUAACAAUAAGUAGACCGCUUAAUAGAGAAGACACGGAUCAUUAUAUUGUCAAAGUGUCAGCCCAUGACUCUGGCUGGACAGUUAGCACAGAUGUAACCGUAUUUAUAACUGAUAUUAAUGAUAAUGCCCCCAGAUUUAGUCGUCCCUCUUACUAUCUGGACCACCCAGAGCUCACUGAAGUGGGCUCCCUGGUCACACAGGUGUCCGCAACAGAUCCCGACGAAGGUUUUAACGGCAAAAUCUUCUAUUUCAUUCGGUCCCAGUCAGAGUUCUUCAGAAUUAACUCCAGCACCGGAGAGAUAUUUGUGAAGCAGCAGUUAAGAUAUCAGAACUCGACAGGUGCCAGUAGUAUAAAUAUAAAUCGCCACAGCUUCAUUGUCACAGCUUCAGACCGGGCAGUGAAACCUCUGAUGAGUGAGACGACAGUGAUUGUAAACAUUGUAGACAGCAAUGAUAAUCCCCCUGAGUUUGAUUUACCCAGCUAUUUUACUCCUGUCACUAAAAGUGUCAAGGUUGGCACCAGACUGAUUAGGGUUGUCGCUCAUGAUGAAAAAGACUUUGGCCUUAAUUCAGUUGUUGAGUACUUAAUAACAGGAGGAAACAGCUCUAGUAAAUUCAAGCUAGAUAAAACAGGUGGAUGGAUUACUGUGGCCUCCUCCCUUACAUCUGAUAUGAAUAAAGUUUUCCUCAUUGACAUCACAGCGAGUGACAGAGGAAAUCCUCCUUUGUCGGCGCGAACUACAGUACGCAUUGCGGUCACCGAGGAAAACCACCACACCCCUGAGUUCUCACAAAGCCAAAUCUCAGCGUCUGUAUCUGAACGCCUUGUUGUGGGAUCGGCAAUAAGGACCCUGUCUGCCAGAGACAAAGACAAAGAAAUGAAUGGCCUUAUCACGUACAGUAUUACUUCAGGCAACGACAAGGGUCUGUUUUCACUUAAUAGUAAAACUGGACUUUUAUCCCUAGCUCAGCCUCUGGACUUCGAAGAGAAGCAACACCAUGAGCUCAGGGUUUCAGCCACUGACGGUGGUUGGAUCUCAAAAACAAGCUAUGUCACUGUUACAGUGCAUGUCACUGAUGUGAACGAUAACCCCCCUGUGUUUGAUCCUGAGGAGUACUUCCCCAUUGUUCAGGAGAAUGUUCCCAGUGGCACCACUGUGGUCAAGCUGAAUGCCACAGACCGUGAUUCGGGAGCUAAUGCAGUCAUGGCUUAUGUGAUACAGUCAUCAGACAGUGACCUCUUUGUUAUUGACCCGAACACCGGGACCAUCACCACCCAGGGCUUCUUGGAUUACGAGGCUAAGCAGGUCUACCAUUUAACAGUGAAAGCUUUCAAUGUCCCAGACGAAGAACGGUGCAGCUUCGCCAAUGUCAACAUUCAACUUAAGGGUGCCAAUGAAUACGUACCCCGCUUUGUUUCAAAACAGUACUACUUUGAAAUCUCUGAAGCCGCUCCAAAAGGCACAGUGGUCGGAGAAGUGUUCGCCAGUGAUCGAGACCAAGGAGAUGAUGGAGUGGUUUACUACCUCAUUUUUGGGAGGAGCAGAAAGAAAGGCUUUGGCAUUAACAAGAAAACAGGUCAGAUUUAUGUCACAGGUAGUCUAGACCGUGAGAAAGAUGAAAAGAUUUCACUGAAGGUGUUGGCAAAGAACGCGGGAAGCAUCCGUGGGGCUGAUAUUGACGAGGUGUUUGUGAACAUCACCAUCCUUGAUGCCAACGAUCCUCCUGUUUUCACCCAAGAACUCUAUGAUGUGCAGAUCAGCGAAGGUCUUUCACCUGGAGGUCUUGUAACCUUCGUGAGUGCUGAGGACUCAGACUCUGUCCCAAGUUGGAGCAGGUUUUCGUACUCCAUUGCUCUUGAAUUUGAUAAAAAUGUGUUCACGAUAAACCCAAAAUCUGGCCAAGUGUCUGUGGCUGCAGAGCUAGACAGAGAAAAAACUCCUGUGUAUAAUCUAACAGUUCUUGCUGUGGAUACUGGCACACCCCCUGCAACUGGAAGCACCACAGUGAUUGUGAACCUGGAAGAUAUCAAUGAUAACGGUCCAACUUUGACAACUGCUUAUGCUGAGGUGAUGGAAAAUCAGAGAGCAGGCGUUGAAGUUACGACGCUUUCAGCGACAGACGCAGAUCUAGCACCGAACCAAGGCCCUUUCCUAUACAGCCUUCUCAGUUCUGGUUCUGCCAAAAGCUACUUCAGCCUUAGUCCAGCUGGAGUGCUAACCACCAGUCGUGAGAUCGACAGGGAGCAGAUUAGCGACUUCUACCUCUCUGUUGUGAUCAAGGACUCUGGUGUGCCUCAGAUGUCCUCCACAGGAACAAUUCACGUCAAAAUAAACGAUCAGAAUGACAAUCCUUCAGAGCCGAGGUCUGUAGAAAUCUUUGUCCACUACUUCGGGAACAUGUUUCCUGGUGGAUCUUUGGGAGAUGUCAAACCUCAAGACCCUGACAUUCAGGAUAGGUUCCACUGCUCCCUUAUUCCCCCGUCCUCCGGUCUGUUUAAUAUCCCGACUGGAACAUGCAACCUCAACUCAAAAUCUCGCUCAACAGAUGGAACUUUUGAAUUAACUGUCCGUAGCAGUGACGGCGUCCACGGGUCAGUCAGCAAUACAGCUCGAGUCCUCUUCAUGGGUUUCACGAAUGCCACAGUGGACAAUAGCAUACUAAUUCGACUCAACUCUCAAGGAGUCAAAAGCUUCCUUACCAACCACUACCUCAGCUUUCUACGUAUUGCCAACUCUCAGCUUGCAGGCCUAGGCACCGGGGUGCUGCUUUAUGGAGCAUUUGAACUCAACAAUCAGACUUUCCUCAUGGCAGCUGUGAAACGAGGCCACGGACAAUAUGUCAACCCCAGUGGUGUGGCCACAUUCUUCCAGAGUAUCAAAGACAUUUUAUAUAGACAGAGCGGGGUGCAAAUAGAUGCGGUGGACCAUGAUCCAUGCACACGUAACCCGUGCCAGAAUGGAGGCAGCUGCAAGAGGCGUCUCAGUGUCGGGCCUGAUAUGAAGACAGAAGAAAGUGUCCCAGUGAUCCUUGUUUCCAACCACCCGCUGCAGCCCUACGCUUGCAGCUGCAGGCCAGGAUACGCAGGAGCUCUGUGUGAGACAGACAUAAACGAGUGCCAGCCAUCGCCCUGCCACAAUGGCGGCACCUGCCACAAUCUGGUGGGAGGUUUCUCCUGCACCUGUCCAGAAGGUUUCACCGGGAUGGCCUGUGAGAGGGAUGUCAACGAAUGCCUUUCCAAUCCCUGCAAGAACGGGGCGCUGUGCCAGAACUUCCCAGGCGGCUUCAACUGCCUCUGCAAAUCCGGCUUUGCAGGCAAAACGUGUGAUUCCAUCAUCAAUCACUGUGAGUGUAACCCGUGUUUUAAUGGCGGGUCCUGUCAGAAUCUGGUGGAUGAAUAUCUCUGUCAUUGUCCAUUUGGGGUUUUCGGCAAACACUGUGAACUUAACAGCUACGGCUUUGAGGAGCUCUCCUACAUGGAAUUUCCGUCUCUGGAUCCCAACAAUAACUACAUAUAUAUUAAGUUUGCUACCCUGAAGAGCAACGCGCUGCUUAUGUACAACCACGAUAACCAGACCGGAGACAAGGCGGAGUUCCUGGCUCUGGAGAUCUUCGAGGGACGGAUGCGCUUCUCCUUCAACUUGGGAAGUGGAACUUAUAAACUGAUGACUAUGAUAAAAGUUUCGGAUGGGCAGUUCCACACAGUCAUCGCCAGGAGAGCUGGGAUGGCUGCAUCGCUGACUGUGGACCAGUGUGGUGAUGACCAGGAACCAGGCUACUGUGCUGUGAGCAAUGUGGCAGUGCACACGGACUGGAUCCUGGACGUGCAGCCCAACCGGCUCUCUGUCGGAGGCGUCAGGUCAAUAGAGCCCGUCCAUCGGCGCGGUCAAGUCGCCACCCACGACUUUGUGGGCUGCAUCAUGGAGUUCAACGUCAACGGCCGCCCGCUGGAACCCAGUCAGGCGCUGGCAUCGCAGGGCAUCCUUGACAGAUGUCCGAGACUGGAAGGAGCCUGCACCGCCAGCCCCUGCAGACAUGGGGGAACCUGCUUGGAUCGCUGGUCCUGGCAGCAGUGCCAGUGCGUGGAUGGCUUCACCGGCAAAUUCUGUGAGAAAUACAUGACAGCGGACACCGCCCUGUCCCUGGAUGGCACCGGGCGCCUGGACUACUCCCUGAAGCAGGGCCCUAAACGGGACGUCCUCCUGAAGCAGGCCCUGCAGGGCGCGACCUCUGACCCCGCCGGGCCCAGCAGCCUGGAGGUCAAGUUCAGGACGCGGAGCAAGAGCGGCACUCUGCUGCACGUUCAGGAGAGCAGCAACUACACCACUGUGAAGCUGAGGAACGGGAACAUCCACUACAUCUCGGAUGCGGGCGUCGGGGGAAAGGUGGAGCGGACGGUGGGCGACGCCGUGCUGUCGGACGGUCAGUGGCACACGCUCCAGCUGCUGAAGAACGGCUCGGCCACGCUGCUGCUGGUGGACGGAGCGCACCCCCGGGUCAUCCAGCACCCCACGCAGGACUUCGGGGGCCUCGGCGUCCUGACCUUUGCCCUCGGAGGAAUCCCACCCGGACCCGCGCAGCAGAAGACUGCAGCAGGUUUCGACGGUUGCAUGGCCUAUGUGAAGUACAAUGGGGAGAAUCUGCCGUAUACCGGAGAUCACAACCUGGUGACCUUAACCAAGACCAGUUCUUCUGUUAAGAUAGGCUGCAGGGGUCCCAACCUGUGUGAGAGCAGCCCAUGCUGGGACGGCUUGAUGUGCGUCAACCAAUGGUACACCUACCAGUGUGUCCCGCCCGGCGACUGCAGCUCGAACCCCUGCCAGAACCAGGGCAGCUGUGUGCCGGACCCCCGUUCAGGAUUCACCUGCGUCUGCUCCGAGUUCUACACGGGCAAGAUGUGUGAGACCCUGGUGGCGUGUCUGGGCGUCCAGUGCCCUCAGGGUAACGUCUGCAAGUCAGCCAACAACGGAGGGUAUGUCUGCAGCGCUAACCCCACCGCGGAGACGAUGGUCCUUCCCAUCUGGGCGGUGCCUGCUAUCGUUGGCAGCUGUGCCACCGUCCUCGCCAUGGUGGUGCUCAGUCUGAUCCUGUGCAACCACUGCCGGGGCCGCAACAAGACCAAAGUGCCAAAGGAACCCAAGGAGAAGAAACCCAAGGAGAAGAAGAAGAAAAAGAAGAAGGGCAGCGAGAACGUAGCAUUCGAUGACCCGGAUAACAUCCCACCAUAUGGUGACGACAUGACGGUACGGAAACAACCAGAAGGGAACCCCAAACCGGACAUCAUUGAGAGGGAGAACCCCUAUCUGAUCUAUGAUGAAACGGACAUUCCCCACAACAAUGAGACCGUCCCCAGUGCUCCCUGCGCCCCCUGUAGCGGCCCAGAGGCAGAUAUUGAACACUACGACAUAGACAACGCCAGCAGCAUCGCCCCAUCGGACGCCGACAUCAUCCAGCACUACAAGCAGUUCCGCAGCCACACGCCCAAGUUCUCCAUCCAGAGACACAGCCCGCUGGGCUUCGCCAGACAGUCUCCGUUACCCCUCGGAGCCACAAGCUACAACUACCAGCCUCAGUACACCCAAGCACUGAGGUCCACCCCGCUCAGCCACUCCCACUCAGCCUGCCCCACCCCCAACCCUCUCUCCAGGCACUCCCCAGCCCCAUUCAACAAGCCCUCCUCCUUUUACCGGAACACCCCGACCAGAGAGCUCAACCUGGCCCGGCGUGAGGGCAGUCCGAUGGACAUGCACAACGACAUGUGCCAGCCCCCGCCCAUGUUCAACUACGCCACCCGGCUGGGGAGGCGCAGCAAGAGUCCGCAGACCAUGGCCGGCCACGGCCACACCUCCAGGCCCGGCAGUCGGCUCAAGCAGCCGAUUGAGCAGAUCCCUCUGGAGACGGGGCCUCCUGUGGGGCUGUCCAUCGAGGAAGUGGAGCGGCUGAACACGCCUCGCCCGCGUAACCCCAGCAUCUGCAGCGCGGACCACGGGCGCUCCAGCUCGGAAGAGGACUGCCGCAGACCACUGUCGAGGGUCCGCAACCCCGCCGACGGCAUCCCUGCCCCGGAGACGUCUUCAGAGAGCGACUCACACGACUCCUUCACCUGCUCGGAGAUGGAGUACGACCGGGAGAAGCCGGUGACUUACAACUCCCGAGUUCCCAAGCUCUCGCAAGUCAACGAGUCCGACGCUGACGACGAGGACUACGGCGGGAGGCUGAAGCAGCGGCGGUACUCGAGUCGGAGGGCAGAAGGAGGGCCGGGGAUUCCCCAGAUGCCUCCGACGGAGCAGCAUUACACACUGCCCCACAGACUGGGCCAGCAGCCAGGGGGCUUCAACUGGGACAAUCUGUUGAACUGGGGUCCCGGCUUUGGACAUUAUGUGGACGUGUUCAAGGACUUAGCCUUGCUUCCUGAGAACGCGUCAGCGAGAGACAUUGAGAUGAACAGUGGGGACGGCUCGGUGACCAUUCUAAACGAAGGAGAAGCUGAGCAAUAUGUAUGAGACUAUUUAUUACGAUGUUGUAGAAUAUGGUGAUGUUCUCCAUUCAAGAAAAAAAAGAAAAAAGGAAGACUGUAUAUUUCAAGAGAACAUUGGACUACUUUUUUUUUAUUCACAAUUACAAGACGACUUUCAAUGCAGUAAGGCAGAAAAAUGGCACCUGUAACAUGACAGAUUUUGUCUUCAGCCACCUUGGUUUAGUUUACCAGUCUUUUCUAGGUCCAAAGUCAACUGUGCAUUCAUGUCUCUGUGGCCUCAUUACAACGUAUCCAUUGACCCUGAAUGGCUAAAAAAAAAAAGAAACCCAUGCCUGAAUUCAAUUUAGUGACUGCAAAGCUCCGUUCACAUUAUCUUGAUCAAACUUUCUGUUUUUUAUUACCGACAUUGCCUCUCCUUUCCUAAAAUGUCUGUCACAUUUGCACCUGAGGGAUAAGACGGUAGAUAAUAUUAACACUCACAGGAAGAAAAUUCCAGCAGUCAAUUUUUAAUUUACUUAAAAGGAAGCAUGUGUGUUUGAUCCGACUGCACCUGUGACAGGACACGGCCCUCGGUGUGUAAGUUAGCUCGCACGGUAUGGCAGACCCCUCCAUAUAUGAUCCCUUUUCUCUUUGCCCUGGUGUGUUUUCUCACAGAAGACUGGCUAAACACUCCAAGACUGAGGAUUAAUAAAGUCGCCUGCCUUACAGACAUUUGAGGAUUUCAGUUCAGACUUUUCCUCUUCUGUUUUUCUGGCCUGAGUUCAGGAGAGGAGAUUUUGGCCAGAUAGUGUUUGUCAUUUUCUGACCAGCCAAGCGUUUAAUGAUGAUUUAUGAAUCCUAUAAACAUGACCCCAACUAAAACACUAUGAACUUGUGUACAUUUUUUUUUUAUUCAUGAGAAAUCAUGGAGUCAUUUGUUGUUGUCCAUUAUUUUGACAUGUAUGGUUUCUACAUUUUUGUACUGUUUAUUAACUUAAAUUACUUAAGCUGUGUUUUUAUGGAUAUUUUCAUAUGCUGAAAUGUAUGUUCUUACUUUCGGGGAAAGUAAGAUUGAAGACUUAUUUUUUACAUGUGUUACAUAUGUAACAUCAGUAUUUUCCACUUUUGAUAAAACUAUAACAUGCUGUAUGCUUUGUACCUGUAAAAAGCCAAUAACAGAAUAAAAAAAGUAUUUAU